AUGGAUAAUAAACUUUUCAUUGAGAUCCCUUUCCCAAACGAGCGUUUUGCAUCCAUUGCCCAACAAGCCAUGAACGUUGAUAAAGAAUUAAAGACUGAUCAAGUAAACAGAGUGAUUACAGCAAAAGACAACUUACUUCAUGUGCAAUUUGAAUGUUAUAAUACCAAGAUGCUUCGUGUAGCAGUUAACUCAUUUUUAGAAUACUUGACCAUGGUGACGCGAACUUUGGAAGAAGAUUUUGGAAACUAG
Molecule: messenger RNA, 249 nt
Organism: Mucor velutinosus
Lineage: Eukaryota; Fungi; Mucoromycota; Mucoromycetes; Mucorales; Mucoraceae
Gene: RPT2
Product: ATPase of 26S proteasome regulatory subunit 4
Exons: 3
Coding region: 1-249 (82 amino acids)
Cellular component (GO): EKC/KEOPS complex
Source: RefSeq, a predicted model, not a curated record